CUGCAAAUAAAGUGUGUGAGAUAUAUUUCUCAGAUGAUGGAAAUAUAAAGGAAGAAGACAAGAUGUUUGUGGGAAUUACAACACAGGGAAAGAUGAUGAAGAUGCUCAAUGAUGGAGAUUUAGAUCCUCAACAGGUAGAAUUACAGUAAUACUGCAGAAUAAUAUAUUGAUAGUUCAGUUCAGGCAGAUUAUUAUUAGUCCAUUUAUAGAGCAUAUUAUUCAGUGUUUCAUUCAUUCAGUCACCUUUAAUUAAUCAUUCUUUUACAUCUAGGUGCAAAGAUUCUAUGAUGCAGUUGGUGCGUUUUACAGAGCUGCUGCACAGUAUGCUGUGGCAAAACUUCCAUUUCAUGACAAAGUUCUGGAGAAUUCUCGUUUUGUUAAUUUUGAGAAACGCAGAGAGCAUGAAUUCACAAUGGUCGAGUUCUUUCUACAACGAUUCCCAGAUCAUCUAGAAAUGAGUGUUGAAGAGCAAGAAAAACUGCAAGAACAGUUCAUAGACUAUCAACUUUUGUCAAAUGAUAACAUCCCCCCAACAUGUCUGGAAUGA
Messenger RNA from Paramuricea clavata, 547 nucleotides. Lineage: Eukaryota; Metazoa; Cnidaria; Anthozoa; Malacalcyonacea; Plexauridae. The record is from the annotation of a GenBank genome assembly.